AACUCCCCAACAAAUUUGGUUCUUUUCAAGCACUUUCCUUCCUUUGUCAUUAUUCUCCAUAUUCCUUAUUAUAUCUAAUCCUCGAAUCCAAUUCCAACUACAGAAAUGGAGCACCAAUUGUUGGUCUGCGGCGGCGGCGACUCAGACGGAAAUGAUUCAAAGACUCCGCCUUUUUCGUGGCGGAAGCUUUGGCAUUUCACAGGUCCUGGAUUUCUUAUGAGUAUAGCUUUUCUUGAUCCAGGAAACCUUGAAGGAGAUCUUCAGUCGGGUGCUAUAGCUGGGUAUUCAUUGCUUUGGUUGCUUUUUUGGGCAACUGCCAUGGGUCUUCUCGUCCAACUCUUGGCUGCUCGUCUUGGAGUUGCCACGGGCAGGCAUCUGGCGGAGCUAUGUCGCGAUGAAUACCCGAGAUGGGCUAGGCUUACUUUGUGGGUUAUGGCCGAGGUGGCGCUUAUUGGUGCUGAUGUUCAGGAAGUUAUUGGAAGUGCAAUUGCUAUUAAGAUUCUUAGUAAUGGUUUCAUUCCUCUAUGGGCUGGUGUUGUAAUUACUGCUUGUGAUUGCUUCAUUUUUCUACUUCUUGAGAACUAUGGAGUAAGAAAGUUAGAGGCAGUGUUUGCGGUUCUCAUCGCGACAAUGGCGAUAUCAUUUGCGUGGAUGUUUGGGGAGACAAAGCCCAAUGGGAAAGAACUUAUUUAUGGCAUUUUGAUUCCAAGGUUAAGUUCAAGAACAAUCCAACAAGCUGUGGGUGUUGUUGGUUGCAUUAUUAUGCCUCACAACGUUUUCCUUCAUUCGGGUCUCGUCCAAUCAAGAGACGUGGACAAGAACAAAGUUAGUCAUGUUAGCGAAGCUCUUAGAUAUUUCUCUAUAGAAUCAACCGUUGCGGUUGUAGUAUCGUUCAUAAUCAAUCUAUUUGUUACAACCGUUUUCGCAAAAGCAUUUUUCGGUACUGAUAUAGCGGAUAACAUUGGACUUCUUAACGCUGGACAAUAUCUUCAAGAUAAGUAUGGAUCUUAUGCGGUUCCUAUACUUUACAUAUGGGGCAUCGGGUUAUUAGCUGCCGGUCAGAGCAGCACGAUUACGGGCACCUAUGCUGGGCAGUUCAUCAUGGGAGGAUUUCUAAACUUGCGAGUCAAGAGAUGGAUAAGAUCAAUGAUAACUAGAAGUUUUGCUAUCGUUCCAACUAUGAUCCUCGCUCUCAUUUUCGAAAGCUCGGAAGAUACUCUCGAUGUUUUGAACCAAUGGUUGAAUGUACUUCAAUCUAUUCAGAUCCCUUUCGCGCUUAUUCCUUUGUUAUGUUUGGUUUCUAAGGAGGAGUUGAUGGGUGUCUUUCGAAUUGGUCGUGUCCUUAAGGGAGCUUCGUGGUUGGUGGCUGCACUUGUUAUGGCAAUAAAUGGCUAUCUUCUUCGAGAUUUUUUUGCUUCGGAGAUAAAAGGAUUGUUUUAUGGCACUCUAACCGCGAUUUUAACGGUUGGAUACAUAGGCUUCAUAAUGUACCUUAUAAUACGCGAGAUUACGAUUCCAGAUCGCUUCAUUGCCUCGUGGAGAGAUAUAUCGAAGAAUGGAAUAAAAGAAUUUGUGAAAGUAGAAGGUCAUGUGGUCAGAAAAGAUGAGAUAAGCAGUGAAUUCUAAUUUCAGAUUUAUAUGGGCAAUAUCUAAAAAGAAUUAGUUAGCUCAGUCUUAGCAUGUGUGGCGGAAAUAUUAUUUAUUGUUACUAGUUGCAAUUAUAUAUGAUGUGCUACUACUAUAAAUGAUUACAAUUAAUAAAGUAUCAAAUAUAUGAUAAAUGGGGAUGUCCACAAUCUGAA
Impatiens glandulifera is the source of this 1802-nucleotide messenger RNA. Its product is annotated as metal transporter Nramp3-like. NCBI's taxonomy places the organism in Eukaryota, Viridiplantae, Streptophyta, Magnoliopsida, Ericales, Balsaminaceae. The transcript is spliced from 4 exons. Bases 106 to 1626 code for a protein of 506 amino acids. The record is from RefSeq and is a predicted model, not a curated record. Gene Ontology annotation, biological process: metal ion transport; defense response to bacterium; positive regulation of reactive oxygen species metabolic process. Gene Ontology annotation, cellular component: vacuolar membrane. Gene Ontology annotation, molecular function: manganese ion transmembrane transporter activity; cadmium ion transmembrane transporter activity.